Jatropha curcas is the source of this 1849-nucleotide messenger RNA. RefSeq names its product BTB/POZ domain-containing protein At3g05675. The record is from RefSeq and is a predicted model, not a curated record. Lineage: Eukaryota; Viridiplantae; Streptophyta; Magnoliopsida; Malpighiales; Euphorbiaceae.
ACUUUGUAUCUACCAAUCAUUUGUUAACCCAUUACAGAGUAAUGUCACCUGGUAUCUUUCAUUGAGAUGGAACUUUUUACCCUCGAGAGACACUGAAAUCACACUGCGCCUAACAUAAACAACUCUUGUAUUCAUUAUCCAUUGUAGGGACAAAACCGUCACUUCAAAGUUUGGUCUUUGGAGUUCCCAUCUCUCCUUCACCACCUCUCUCUCCUACAAGUGACAGCUGAAGCUUAACUCUGAAUCACCAAACAAAACCUAAAUGGAGAGCUUCACGCACAUUUUCUUUCCUUCAGAUUAGCUAAUAACAUGGAUUCUUGUUCUAUGACAUCGCUUAAUGCAAGUAGGCUUUUUUUAAAGGUGUCUCAACUUGGAUGUUAAUUGUUUUAAAUGCAUGAAGCAUGAAUUUUGUAUUUCUCCUAUUCACACAUGGACAAAACUGGAGUACCCAAGCCUUAUAGACUUGGAGACCAGAGCACUAGUGACAUUAUUGUACAUUUGAGAAACUGUGGAGGAAGACCUGAAGUUUUCUACUCCCACACUUCCAUUCUAGUCAGUAAGAGCAAGUUCUUUUCUGACUGGCUCUCUAACCCAGAAUCUGGUAAAUGUUUUGAGAUUCAUUGCUCGGAGUUCAAUUACGAUCAUCAUGUUGGUUUUUUGAGGUUGCUGUAUGUCCCUGCGGAAUUGCUUUUAGACUCCUUGGAUUCUGUUAAGUCUGCUGUUGGUAUACUUGAGGUAUCAGUUGCAUUUGGUUGUGAAGAAAUUACAAAGAGUUGCAUCCAGUACCUAGAGGCUGUUCCUUGGGAGGAUGAGGAAGAGGAAGAAAUCCUGAAAGCAGUCUCAAAACUGGGACCAAUAGCUAUGCCCAUAAUAGCCAGGAUCCAACCAGUAGAUUUAAGCGCUACCAAGAAUGUUUUUGUGUCAGCAAUUCGUUUUGCCACAUCCAUUGGCGGCUCAUAUCCUCCAUUUGGUGAUGAACUUAAAAUUUCUGCCCAGGAACAAGUAGAAUAUAUGUUAGGGGAAGAUGAGGAGACAGCAUUGGUUACAGCUGAUGAUGAUGUGAUAUCAGUUGUGAAAGUGGGCCUCUCCAAAAUCUUUUCUUCAUUUGAGAAACAAUUAUCCUCCCUGCUUUUGGAUUCUGACCUCACAUCUGAUACAGCGGAGGACAAAGUCCUGCAUACUGUAUCUGAUCUCUUGUGGAUGUGUAAUAUACUUCCCAAGAUGGACCUAAUGAAGGAUUUUAUUUCAAAGUGGACUGACAUCUCUGGCAAAGUGUUGGAAAUAAUUGAAGACAAUAAACUCGAUUCUGUGAUGUGGGGUUUAAAAAUAAAGCUGAUUGAAAUGACUGCAAAGGUAUUGGAAGCAGUUGGCUACGGAAAUGUGAUUCUUCCAGCACCAUGCCGGGUCCGACUAUUAAGAAUGUGGCUCCCUUAUAUAAGGAAGAUGAAGCCCCUUUUAGACUUGAAAUGCAACAAGGACUCGAGCUUUUCCUACAAGAUGGAUGAAGAUCUGUCCCAGAGUAUCGAGGGGGCAAUUGUAUCAUUGAUACUAGCAUUGCCAUCAAAUGACCAAGCUGAUAUUCUUGCAGAUUGGAUGAAAGCCGACCAGGUUAGAUAUCCUGACCUGAGCGAAGCUUUUGAGGUUUGGUGUUACCGAACAAAAUCAGCAAAGAGAAGGUUGGUGGAAGGCUUAGACAGGGUCGGUGGCACUUCAGCCUUUGAUUUAUCAAUCUGAUAUUGUAACAUUAAAUUUUUGAAUGGAAGGGACAAUUGCUGAUCCCAUUAAUGUAUUUUGACAUAAUCAAUGUCUAUUUGAAAUUUUGAUAUAUUUUCUAUAUAGCUCUCUGGCA